AUGGAGCAUCGAUUUAAUGGUGGUGGCGGAGAAAAUCAAGCGCUUGAGGUUGAACAAGGUAAAGAACGGGUAGAGGAAAUCACGUACCCAUCAUCUCCUUCAUGGAGAACCCAAAAUUCGGGUUCAUUCUUGGAUCUACACAACUGGCAUCCCCAAUCGACGACUUUUAACCACAUGAAUAAUGGUUUUAACCCCAUUACAUACAACCACGAUUUUGAUGGGUUCGUUUUUUUUAUUUACGUUGAUGCAGGGAAAAGGGAUCUGUCAAAGAUUUGGAAUAUUGAAGAAGAAAGGAGUCGUCAGAGUUUUGAGGUUGGUGAUGUAUCGGAACCAUAA
Messenger RNA from Lactuca saligna, 336 nucleotides. The record is from the annotation of a GenBank genome assembly. NCBI's taxonomy places the organism in Eukaryota, Viridiplantae, Streptophyta, Magnoliopsida, Asterales, Asteraceae.